AUGAAAUCAUUUUCGGAUGGAGAAUUCGUUAAAGAGUGUUUGGAUGCUGUCGUGAAAGACAUUUUGCCAGAUAAAACUAAAAAGUUUUCAAACAUUAGCUUGUCACGUCAAACCAUAUGUCGCAGGGUUAAUGACAUUUCAAAUGAAAUUGUGGUGACUUUGCGUGAUCAAAUAAAAUAUUUCAAAAGUUAUUCUUUGGCCUUUGACGAAUGCACGGAUAUAUCAGACACGUCUCAACUUGUAGUAUAUAUUCGUGGAGUUACCGAAUCUUUUCAAGUGAAACAAGAAAUGCUUAACCUUGUCAGUUUGAAAGAUACUACAAAGGGCGAAGAUAUUUUCCAAGCUGUUAUGAAAUGUUUAUCCGACAAUGGAGCGAUUUAG
Molecule: messenger RNA, 381 nt
Organism: Octopus sinensis (East Asian common octopus)
Lineage: Eukaryota; Metazoa; Mollusca; Cephalopoda; Octopoda; Octopodidae
Product: general transcription factor II-I repeat domain-containing protein 2A-like
Exons: 1
Coding region: 1-381 (126 amino acids)
Source: RefSeq, a predicted model, not a curated record